AUGAAAAUGCAAUUCAAUCAGAUGUUAGGGCUCGCUCCUUGGGCCUUACUCUGCCUCUUGACACAGGUUGUCGAGGCGUGCCCAAGUGCUCCCCGUUCGGUUUCUGCGCCUAUUGUCAAGUCUGGAUUUCCACUCCAAAAUCUUCCCCCUCGUGCUAUCAAGUCACGCGCGGCCGGAAAUGGCUCUUGCAAACUCAAGCCGACUUCAGUGGAUCUCAGCGAGGGUAUCGGUGCUACAGAGCAGACUUUUGCCCCAAGCACGGGCACCCUCAACGCCCUUAUGAUUUUCGUCGACUUCCCUGAUGCACCGGCCUCAGACACCACCAUGGAAUUAUACCAGCUCUUUGUUCCCGGUGCACCAGACUGGUACACCAAUACCUCCUUUGGUCAACUUACUCUCGACGUCACCGCCGACACAACUCGCUUCUAUCGCAUGCCUAAAUCGUCCGCCUCAUACUCCUACGACAGGGCGAUUACCUCAGAGCUUCUGGGAAAAUACAUCCAGGACGCGCUCGACUCAGUCGGCAGGGCCAUCAGCUUCGCCGGCACCGAUGUUCUGUAUAUCGUCCCGACCAAGGCAGCAAAGCACAUCUCGUUUUCGCCUACCUUCAUGGGCCAACUGACGGCGGGGGAUGGGACUGUUAUCAAUAAAACGGUCACCUUUGGCCAAGACGCUCCUGACUCAUGGGGCUUCCUGGUCAUGAACCACGAGACAGGACACACAAUGGGUUUACCAGAUCUGUAUCCCUCAGGUAGUUCUAGCAGCAGCACUACCAUGUAUGUUGGCGGGCAUGACAUUAUGGCUUUGAUUAGCGGGGGGCUUCCAGAUUACUUUGCAUGGCAUAAGUGGAAGCUGGGAUGGUUUUCCGACAACCAGUUCGAUUGUGUGGACGGUGCUGGAUCGACAACCCACACAAUUACCCCCGUUGGAACCAAGGAGGGCGUUAAGGGAGUCGUCGUGAAGCGGGAUGAGACUACUGCUAUUGUCGCCGAAGUGAGAGCCAAGAGUGGCGCGGAUACAAAGGCUUGCAGUACAGGAGUCCUUGUCUAUACGGUAUCGACAUCCACGGCUUCGGGCCAAGGCCCUAUUCGCGUUUAUGAUGCGACCCCAGGUUCUGGGGGGUGUGAUGGGGAGGAACUCAAUGAUGCCCAUUUCACAACCGAGACGGGCCGGAACACUUUUGUUUCGGAAGAUGGAGUCAAAAUUACUGUGGUUGGGCAGAAAGGAGAUGAGUAUACCGUUACAGUCGAGGUGGUGUGA
Molecule: messenger RNA, 1260 nt
Organism: Penicillium samsonianum
Lineage: Eukaryota; Fungi; Ascomycota; Eurotiomycetes; Eurotiales; Aspergillaceae
Product: M6 family metalloprotease domain-containing protein
Exons: 1
Coding region: 1-1260 (419 amino acids)
Biological process (GO): proteolysis
Molecular function (GO): peptidase activity
Source: RefSeq, a predicted model, not a curated record